Mizuhopecten yessoensis (Yesso scallop) is the source of this 3100-nucleotide messenger RNA. Its product is annotated as multiple epidermal growth factor-like domains protein 6. Gene Ontology annotation, molecular function: scavenger receptor activity. The transcript is spliced from 6 exons. Lineage: Eukaryota; Metazoa; Mollusca; Bivalvia; Pectinida; Pectinidae. Bases 26 to 2614 code for a protein of 862 amino acids. The record is from RefSeq and is a predicted model, not a curated record.
CACUAUUUGAAACACCUCUCCAGCCAUGGAAGAUGGAAAAGGGUUAGUUUUGUUGCUGACAUUGUGUGUCUCUGUGUUUUCGCUUUGCUGCUGCCAAUCAAGCACGAACCCGCCGGUAUCGACCCAAACAGACAUUUUACCACCUGGUGAAAAUUGCUCCAAUUGCCAUGGGAACUGUCUUAACAACACUGAUAUCUGCAAUGGCACGUGCAUAAGCGGUUUUUAUGGUGACGGAUGCGAAUUUAAUUGCACAUCAAAUUGUCGCUACGGUUGCAACAGGACGACGGGUUCCUGUAAUUAUUGUGCGAAAAAUUAUCACGGAAACUUUUGCAACGACAGUUGUCCGGAUAACUGUUAUGUGGGGUGCCGACAAUCUGGACUGUGUUUUAGUUGUUCGUCCUUUUGGUUUGGAGAGAAGUGUGGCAAAGUAUGUCCGGAAAAUUGCCACUAUGGAUGUGACGCAGUAACGGGAGAAUGUAAAUAUGGCUGUAAACCCGGCUACUGGGGAAAAGAGAGCUGUAACCACACAUGUCCUGAAAACUGUUACGAUUCCCUUGGCGGCGCGAGCUGUUUUCAGCCCACAGGCAGGUGCACUUCGUGCAAUCCUGGAUAUACAGGCUACAAUUGUACCGACCGCUGUAAAGACACUAACUGCAGUAAAUGCAUAAAUGAUGAAGGAAUACAGCGUUGUUAUGAGUGUAAGUCAGGAUCUACAGGGACUCAUUGCAGUGGGUCGUGUCCAGCUCAUUGUCAGGGAGACACGUGCGACCAACUCACUGGGACAUGCACAUGCGCAAACGGAUGGUACGGAGACGAUUGCUCCAUGCAAUGUUAUGGCAACUGUUCCCUCUGCGUUGAUAACAGCACAUGUAUCACAUGUAUGGAUGGUUAUUAUGGCGGCAGAUGCGAAAUGCGGUGUCCUAGUGAUUGUGAAAAAUGUUCGCGUGAUGGAAAGAAUUGUAUCGGAAUGUGUAUCGGCUGGUCUGACAAUUAUGGAUCCCUUUGCAAAUGUCGCCGGUCCGAGUGCUUGAAAAGAGACCCUGGUACACACAAUUGUUUGAAAUGUAAGAACGACUCCUGGUUUACACAGGAUGCCGGAUGCUGUCCUUGUAGUGACCACUGUAACGGAAGUUGUGAUAGCAACAACGGCACGUGCAUAAACGGUUGUCUGGACGACUACCAUGGACCGACAUGUGAUACGCUAUGUAGCUCACACUGCAAUGGUUCAUGUGAUCCCAUGAGUGGAGAAUGUGAACACGGUUGUCUGAACGAUUGGGUCGGCCCAACCUGUGACAUACAAUGCAGUGUGAACUUUCCACACUGUGAUAACUGCGUGUGGUUUACAGCACCAGGCCACGAAGUCAUAGCGUACUGCAACGGGUGUACUGCAGGAUACCACUCUGGCGUGGAUGUCGGCUGUGUACCAUGUGACCAUUGCUUGAACCGGAACUGUACCGCUUCAGGUCAAUGUUUAGAGGCUUGUGUUGAGGGUUACCAUUAUUCUAUCUCACACUAUUGUGAUGAGAAGUGUAAUGAAAAUUGUAUAGACCGGAAGUGUGACAAUACAGCCGGAAACUGCACAAAAGGAUGCGUACCAGGAUAUUAUACCGAACGGUGUUCACUGGACUGUUCCUCGUAUUGUAGUGAGGAUGGCUGUGACCGGGGUACCGGUGUAUGUCACGGGUGCAGGGACGGAAUGUACGGUCAAUACUGUUUCUUCACCUGUUCUGAGCACUGUGUAGACCAUUCCUGCGCCAGAGAAUCGGGAUCUUGUUCAGAAUGUAAACUUGGUUACUAUGGAAACAACUGUGUGGCCAGGUGUGAUGGGUGUUUGGAUGUUACUUGUACUCAGACGAAAGGCUGUGAGAAAGGAUGCAUGCCAGGACAACAUGGGAGAUACUGCGAUAAAAAAUGCCCUGAAAAUUGUUAUGUGUGCGACCAAAAUUCCGGGGCAUGCCUUAUGUGUAACACCGGUUUCAGCGGUAUCGGAUACAGAGGCGCCAAUUGUAGUAUUCCAUGUCCAGAUUGUGUCAAUAAAUACGAAAAUAACACAGGUUCGCCAUUUCACGGAUCAUGUUUCCAUGGAAAAUAUGGAUUACUUUGUAUGGAAGAUUGUGGCAAUUGUUUCACAUCCAACGGUGUCAGGGAAUGUGAAAAGUUUACCGGAUAUUGUUCGAACGGAUGUUCUUCAGGUUAUUAUGGAAUGACAUGCAAAGACGAAUGUCUAAAUUGUCAACCAGAUAUCAACAAUAUGACGGUAUGUGAUGUCACUUCCGGUGCAUGUCAAGAUGGCUGCCUUGCCGGUAGCUUUGGUAUUAUGUGUAAUGAGACGUGUGGGAAUAACUGUCUGAACAAUCUAUGUAAGAGGUCCAACGGCACGUGCAGCAACGGGUGCUCUUCUGGUUGGCAAGGAGACCAGUGCAAUAUAGCGAAACGGACUCAAAACAAGGAUUCUUCACUUAGUGGGGGAGCGAUAGCCGGAAUUAUCCUUGGCGUGGUGUUUGGAGUCGCCCUGGUAGCUGGUAUUGCAUACUUUCUAAUCCGAAGACGGAAUAGAGACUUCAGCACAAGAACCAGAAUUCCUCACCGCGAAUUUGCCUUAAACGAUAGAUAAUGUCCCUUGGAGAGUGCAAUAUUGAUUGGGAAGAUAAAGGAUGAACGAUCGAUGUUUAGCAGGAAACCGCAGUGGAGGUUAAUUCGAAGAUGACGGACACACCGCAGAAUGACUUCAAAAAAGGUCUAAACCGAACCCUUACGGGACCGUUAUACUAGCUGGUCGGAAUAGACAGGGUGUCUUAACAGACGUAGUUGUUGUUCCAUGAAAGAAUAUGAAAUGUGUCUGAUGUAAGGGACGAAUAUCUAAUUUAUAUCAUUGUGAUCAAGAACAAGUUUUGUUUUCUUUUAAGAAAAAGAAGCAUGUCAUAUAAUAAAUUAUGUAUGUUACUGUACCACACGUACCAUGUUCCUUACACCCACUUGGGAUUGAGUGUAAGGGAGGACAACUCUGUGUAGAGAUUGAUCAUGUCCAAGAUAGCUGUCUGGUUUUGCUGCAUAUACCAUAACUUAAUUGACUGCAAAUUAAUAUGCAUAAAUCCACAAA